AUGUCUACUCGAACCGCUGCCCUCAGCCCCAAUGCCCCGGCACCUAGCCCGCUGAUGUCCCAGGCCAUCAUCUGCAAUGGUAUGGUCUACUGUUCGGGUGCUCUAGGCCUUGACCCUACCACCGGCAAGUUUGUGGAGGGUGACGCAGCUGCGCGUGCGACUCAAGCUCUUAGCAACCUUGGCGCAGUGCUCGAGGCCGCUGGUACUAGCCUUAACAAGGCUGUGAAGAUCACCAUCUUCCUCUCAAGCAUGGACCAUUACCCCAAGCUCAACGAGGCUUACGCCAAGUUCUUUACAGAAGAUCCCAAGCCCGCACGAACGUGUGUGUGCGUUGCGGAAUUGCCCCUCGGGGCUGAGAUGGAAAUUGAAGCGAUUGCUUCAUUGUCAUAA
Molecule: messenger RNA, 390 nt
Organism: Ilyonectria robusta
Lineage: Eukaryota; Fungi; Ascomycota; Sordariomycetes; Hypocreales; Nectriaceae
Product: Endoribonuclease L-PSP/chorismate mutase-like protein
Exons: 3
Coding region: 1-390 (129 amino acids)
Cellular component (GO): cytosol; mitochondrion
Molecular function (GO): deaminase activity
Source: RefSeq, a predicted model, not a curated record